GUGGGUCUUGUAAGUCUACAAGAUGGCUACAAGAUAUAGCCAGCUCAAUAUUGAUAUUCAUACUCUGAAGCAGAAGACUGGGGUAACAAACAGACACCCAGCUAGACCAAAGAAUUGAGCAGGAACAAUUGAUGAGCUUAGCCAGUUUACUUGGCAGCUAUGAAAAGUUUGUCCCAGGAUUUAAUCUCAAUAAUUCUGAUACAGCGGAUCUGAAGGAUUGUGCCUUUAGGAGUGGCUAUCGACAGGCUAUGUAUGAAGCUUUGAAGAAAUGGGACAACAAAAUCCUUGACUUCACUUAUCGGUCGUUGUUGGAAAUUUUGAUUAGUCUUUGUGAAGGAGCUUUGGCUGACCAAGUGUGUAGGACUUUCAUCCAGACACAAACCAGUGAGCUGAAUAAAGAAGACGCUGUGUCCUUGUCACCUGCACCAGGUCGAUCACCUCUGACAGAGCCACCAAUUCUUGAUCCAAUUGAACCAAAUUUGUUGGCAACAGGCACUGCAACUGCUGACUGCAUACAACAAUUUGAGACGAGAUUUAUGGUUCUACAAAAGAUAGCUCUUAAAGAAAUAACUGAGAAGCGAAUACCUGUGACUGAGUUCCGCCAAGCACUCAUGAUAAUGCCAAGCUCCAUCAAAAGUGAACACAAAGUUUUUAUCUUAUCAAAACAUUCCUUGUUUGAAAAAGCAGAAUCGAUCGAAAGCAUAUUUGUGCAUCUCAGUUUCUACCUAAGCUUUAUUGAUUUCAGCCUUCUUGAGCAUAUCAUAGAGCAAUUUUGUAGUGAUAGUCUGAAACGAGACAUGAGCAGCUAUGCAAAAGACAUGAGACAGUUCAGAAUGAACACCCCCGUUAGCGAAGCACUUGACCAUCUACCGAGAAAUUCAGAUCCUCCUGCUGGUUACUCUCGUCUAAAAGCGAAAUUAGAUUUUGAUGUUAAAACUGCAACUCUUGAAGAUGUAGACACGUACAGGAAACGUUUUGCUAGUGAUUUCGCACUCUCCCAGCUAGCUCUUUCUUUGUUUGACCUCCAGGAGAGCUCACUACUGGUUACAUGGCUAGUCCCUGCUGCUGUAGGAGCAGUGAUCAGUGACCAAGUGCAGAAGAAAAGUUCUUCUUUCUUUUUAAUCAACAAUAUUCUCAAGCUAUCACUCGAAGGAGAAUGUCUCUACCCUUUCAUGCCGAUGGUAAAGGUAAGUGUUUAAUUCUGCCCCUAAUCCGAUGAAUUUUGUCUCUACAGGUUAGUCAGUCAGGUACAGAGGGAUCUGGAGGUGCUAUGAUUGAAGCUGGAGCUUCGAUCACUUGUAAACCACAUCAAAGGAUAGCGGAGCGAAUCAACCGCAAACCUAA
Messenger RNA from Halichondria panicea, 1344 nucleotides. RefSeq lists its product as uncharacterized. NCBI's taxonomy places the organism in Eukaryota, Metazoa, Porifera, Demospongiae, Suberitida, Halichondriidae. The transcript is spliced from 4 exons. The record is from RefSeq and is a predicted model, not a curated record. Bases 132 to 1199 code for a protein of 355 amino acids.